CAUUAAAUUGGAAUAUUUUGUGUUGAUUUUGUAGUAGAAGAUUUUUUUGUGUUGGAGCCCAAUUAUUUACCCGCCGUUAUAGUUUCAGAAUAUAAUCCCACCGCUGCUUAAACCCUAACUCCGGCCGAUAGGAAAUUCUGUGAAAUUGAUAGCAAAUUCCCCCAAAUUGGAUUCUGGAAAGUUGAUGUAAGCUGAAAAAUGGAGCAGAAGAAGAAUAAUAAGAACAAUGGUGGAAGAAUAAAAGAAGAGAGCAACACUCCGUCCGAAGUAUUCGCUUCCUGCUCUUUCUCCAGUCUCGGCCUUCAUCCCACACUAUGCGACCAGCUCAAAGAGAGGAUGGGUUUCGACGCGCCGACGCUGGUUCAGGCUCAGGCAAUACCAGUCGUGCUCUCCGGCCGACACGUGCUUGUGAAUGCGGCGACGGGCACUGGGAAAACUGUCGCAUAUCUGGCUCCGAUUAUUCAUUUAUUGCAGAAAUUUGAUCAACGAGUUCAGCGGUCAGAUGGUACUCUUGCGUUGGUUCUUGUACCAACGCGUGAAUUAUGCAUGCAGGUGCAUGAAAUAUUGCAGAAGUUGUUGCAUCGUUUUCACUGGAUUGUGCCUGGCUAUAUCAUGGGUGGCGAAAACAGGUCGAAGGAGAAAGCUAGGUUAAGGAAAGGUGUAUCUAUCCUUGUUGCGACUCCUGGACGCCUUCUGGACCACUUGAAGAAUACCGCAUCAUUUGUGCAUACUAAUCUUCGCUGGAUAGUAUUUGACGAAGCUGAUAGGAUUCUUGAACUAGGGUAUGGAAAAGAUAUAGAAGAUAUACUAAAUUUUUUGGGCACAAUAAAAAAUAAAGAUGCGGAUCCAGAAGUUCGGAUGCAGAAUUUGUUGUUAUCAGCUACACUUAAUGAGAAAGUGAAUCAACUUGCUAAUAUUAGUUUAGAGAAUCCAGUCACGAUUGGUCUUGAUGACAAGAAGUUGCAAAUUGCAAAUCACAAGCACUUUUCAGUUGAAUCUGAUGGGGUCGAUAAAGCAGAAGAACCCGGAAAAUUAAAUUCUUCAGAGAAGGAAUAUAGGCUUCCUUCUCAGUUAGUUCAGAGGUACAUUAAAGUACCAUGUGGUUCUCGACUUGUUGUGCUCCUUUCCAUUUUAAAGCAUCUCUUCGAGAGAGAGGCUUCCCAAAAGGUUGUGGUAUUUUUUUCGACAUGCGAUGCUGUUGAUUUCCAUUAUUCUCUGAUAAGUGGAUUUCUGUGGUCAGCCAUGCCGCAAUCAGAAAAAGAACAAAGAACAAAAUUUUUAGGCUGCAAAACUUUGAGGUUACAUGGGAGCAUGAAUCCCGAAGAUCGUAAAACAACAUUCCAAACGUUCAAAACAGAAAAAUCCGCUCUUCUAUUGUCAACAGAUGUAUCUGCUCGAGGCCUGGAUAUCCCAAAAGUCAGAUGUAUCAUACAGUAUGAUUCUCCAGGCGAGGCCACUGAAUAUGUUCACAGGGUUGGAAGAACUGCGAGGUUGGGUGAGAAGGGAGAUUCUAUACUGUUCUUACAACCACUUGAGAUAGAUUAUUUGAAGGAUCUGGAGAAACAUGGGGUGGCGUUGUCGGAAUAUCCCGUUCUCAAACUUCUGAGUAGCUUUCCUUCGUAUAGUUCGAAGAACCAGGCCAACAAGUUUGUUUCAAUAGAGAUGCAUCCAUGGUUGGUUGCUUUGCAGAGAGGUUUAGAAUCAUUUAUCUCAUCGGAGCCAAAGGUGAACAAAUUAGCCAAGGAUGCAUUUAGCUCGUGGGUCCGUGCAUAUACUGCGCAUCGUGGUGAACUGAAACAGAUUUUUACGGUGAAGAAACUUCAUCUGGGACAUGUGGCCAAAAGUUUUGCAUUGAAAGAUCAACCUUCAAUAGUUAACAAAUCAAUCCAAAAGCAAUUGAAGCGGAAGAGGGACGACAAGCAGAAAAUAAAAUCAAAGAAGAGGUUUAUCAGUAAAUCUCGGGUCGUGAGUUCUGAAUAGAGAAAGCCUCUAGCUCUGCACUUUCCUCGUUGACUUUAAUUAUGCGCAAUACAAUUGCCAAGCUGGCAUUCGAGAGUAAUUAAGAAGGCAAGCAUAAAGGUUAGCACUCUUAACAUAUAUAAUACAUAUUGACUUAUUCUUGCAGAAGUUACAUGCAGAAGCCGAUUGCUAUCGAUAGUUCGCUUUAUGCUUCGGUCAAGUGUACCUUUCUUUUCCUUUUGAGUAUCAUUCACUUCUGAGAUACUGUUGUAAUAUAUACGAUUGACUGUCUAUUUGGGUUUACAUGAAUUUCUACAUGAUGUGUACCAAACAUACUAUGUGUUCGGAUUCUAGAAUUACUCUCGGUGACAAUAUAUUCUCGUUUCUGUAAA
This is a messenger RNA of Erythranthe guttata (spotted monkey flower), 2351 nucleotides long. Its product is annotated as P-loop containing nucleoside triphosphate hydrolases superfamily protein. Lineage: Eukaryota; Viridiplantae; Streptophyta; Magnoliopsida; Lamiales; Phrymaceae. The record is from RefSeq and is a predicted model, not a curated record. Gene Ontology annotation, molecular function: RNA helicase activity; nucleic acid binding; ATP binding.